GUGGACAUGCUUCUCCAGGAAUUGAACCACGAUGGACCUGCUCCCGAGCCUACAAAUCCCGACGGCUCAUCGCCUGACGAAUCCCCCGUAAAACCGCUCAACUACCAAACACAAAAACAGCCUGGAUCUCCGCGCGACCAGAAAACGGCCCUGGGCCCGAAUGUCACCGAUCGCGAGUAUCACGCAGACCCGCUCAGAAAGGACUUCAACUCUUCGUCAGACACAUACGUCAGUGACCACGACGAGGGGGAGAAUCUCAGCCGCAAUCUUCAGGAGGGCGAGGAGGCCGACAUUCUUUCCGGAAACGACCCCGAGCUGCAGGAGCCACAUGCAACAGCCGUGUCCCCAAGCAAAAGCAUCAUGAAAUCGUCUGUUUCAUCGGGCUCUCCCAAAAAGUCGGUGGUUUUCCAGCCUUCCCUUGACACAUUCCACACAUACACGCCCAAAGACCCGGAGCCGUCGCCGCCAGCGGAACCCGCGGCGUUUUUCAAUCAUCUGUGGCAGGAGGUGGACCAAUUAGCCACGUCUCACGACACCACUGCCUCUCCCCCGGCACCGCCUCCACAUACUUCCAGCACGAUAACCGGACUCUUGACCCCGAGCAGGGAUUAUCUUUCGAGCGACGACGAGGCCAGUUCCCAAGAGUCUGCGGAUGUCGACUCGAUGAGGAAGCCUGUAAACAGGCAUUCAAGCUUGGCUUUGGAGGAGAACCCUGAUGUUUUCUUGACGCCUGCGUUGCAGUCCCAAAACGAUGACUUGGACAAUCACCUCGAGCAGUUGGAAAAGGCCAAGACGGAAGAAACCGGCGUGAACAUCCAUCGUUUAUCCUACCAUAUGGAGGACUACAACCCACGCCUCGAGAACAACCCCUUCAGUGCUUUGUCUAACUCGCUGAAGCUAUAUGUUAACUCUGCGCACUCCUCGCAGUCAUCCCUCCAGUCAUUGAUGGACUCCAACAGGCAGCUUCCGGCAGAGACAAUAGAAAAGAAGUCGAGAGGAAUCCAAUUCAAUGAUGGCAUAAAAGGCUUCCCGGAUACCGUGGCCAAUCUGUUGAUACCUUUACCAGGUGCAGAAGAAGAUUCGCUAUCUGACUCUUCGAGCGUCGGGUCUCAGUUCUCGUUCCUGCAAAUGAAGACGGAACCAAGCCGACAUCCUGAUCAUUCUUACGACCAAUCCUACAAUCUGACUGAAAAGUCCAUUCUCAACUUGUUAACCUCAGCAUCCAACUUGGACCUUUCUGAUGGGCAACUUAUAAAAACCGAGCCGCAUGAGGAAAAAGCAAGUCUGAACUUGAAGCAAGAGCCCAUCGAACCGAAUUCUACCGAGAAUAACACCAUAAUGACUCCCCGGUCCAUCAAAUCAGAAUCUCCAGAAAUUGAGGUCAAACAGGAACAGGAGAAGGAACUGGCAUUUUCACCUGAACCUCUCUCGUCAGACGAAAAGGACAAUGAAACAUAUGUUAAAAGGGAAGAACAAGUGAAUACUCCUCAGGUCAAAUCGGCGCCUGAUGAAAACGAGGUGCUGGAAGGAUGCGAUGACGAAUACUCUUUUCAGAGUUUAGCGCCACCGCGAUCAGAAGUAAAAGAAUCUCAGCUGCCACAGAAAUUGCCUUGUCAAGCAGACGACAUAGCAGAUGCAUACGAAAAAAGGAACCCUUCUUCAAUUCAGGAUUAUGACAGUAGCGUCCUAGCAAACUCAUCCAACAUUACCCCUCCUAUGAACAUGAAAUUGCCUGUUACUGACACUGGUGACGAUGCAUUCGCUGAUUUGACCCAGAGGCUCAACGAGAAUAGCAAGUCUUUUGAAGAAUCAUUAUCAGCAGAGCAUGAUGUGGUAAAAACCCCUGCGAACUUUCUUUCAAUUUGGCAUUCUCAGCUGUUGGGUCGCCGGGUCAAAAAGCCUGUCUCAACCUUUUACAAGGUGCCAUCUAUUCUGACAUACAAUACUGCUGAUCUUUCACAAGGUGAAAAAUACCACAUACCGCCUUCUUUGCAGCCCAAAAAGUUCACGGACGUCAAUCUUGUCUCCACCAGAGUCGUGAGUCUGUCCUUUGAAGACUUGAAUGUUUCAGCCUUCUUACCUGAACUUUCCCAAGACUCUGGUAUUGAAGAUCAUUUUAGAAGCUUAAUGAAGGAUCAGGCGAAAUUGGAGAUUGAAGGGUCUGUUGGUAGUAUGAACGGAGAAAACUCACAGCGGAGAAAAAGUCUCGAGUCUCUGAGCUUCCUUUCGGACCUCGAAAGAACAAAUUCUCGUGAGAAUUUCGCAAUGGCCCUGAGGAGAAAAUCGUUGAAUGGAACUUUGAGACCUGGUGUGAUUCUGAAUUCUCGAAAAGAUAGCAUAAGCACCAAGAGAUCCAAGUUCCACGUGCCGUCUUUUGAAAUUAAGAGAUCCAACUCGAUUUUGUCACCCAAAAACCAGUACAAUGACAUAUUCCUGGAUGGAAAAUAUGUUGCCCCAACUAUAAAAGCACCCGGAAUGAAGACCUUGCCAAGCUUGGAUCGUGAUGAUGUGAAAAGGAUCAUGCAAAUGAAGCAAGCCAUGUCCUUGGAGGAGUAUUCAGGGCUAAAAAAAGUCGGUGCCCCCGUGUCUGCUACUCAGCACAAGCCCAGCAACAAGCAUGCAGCACUUCAACAGCGUGCUUCAAUAUACUGCGAUUCAUUGGCCUCUAACUCUGCUACUGCAGCUGCAAAAUUCCGUGUCCAUCCCCAAGGUAUGAAUAGACCGCUUGUUGACCCGUCUCAAGUUCUCACAAACAUUUCUGAUGAAUCCAGUGCAAGGAGAAGGCCUUUGAGCUUCGCUCCGCAUGGGUUUGAUCAAGGUCCCAGGAAGCCUGUUGUGAUGAGUGAUCAGGAAAACCAUCUCUCAAACGAGGAGGUCAACCAGGUUUCGAACACUCCAGCAAUCGAGGUCAACGACUCGGAUGAAACGUCACUCCCUGACCCAUUCCCUAAUUUUGUCAAAAUAAGUCCCGAAAGAAAGCCUGUUGCAACGUCAUCCGAUCAGAACACGAAGUCAACCAGAAGUUCCCCAAUCAAAAUCAGCUCGCCAGUGAAAGUUGUGAAGCAGAAUGGGUCAGUUACAGGCAUUGUGCUUGAUCGAAAAACAAAGGAUGUCAAGAUUUCCAACGAAAUCCCAAACAAGAAGCUAAGGACCGAUAAAAGUCACUUGAGUGCAGUUUCCGUCCCAUCCAACAUUACUAGCGAUAGAUCAACUUUCCAUGGUGCCCAGAGUGAUGCUAGUAUAGAUCGCACUGAUUCCGUGAAAGCUCGGUCGAGGAAAAGCAUAGUUACAGACAUGCCAGAUGAAAUGGGUAAGCUUUUUUUCCGAGUGGUUGGCUUGAAGAAUGUCAAUGUUGGCGAAGUUAAGGACAGGAAUGCUGAAUUCACCAUCACUUUGGAUAAUGGAAUCCAUUGUAUCAAGACGCCUGACUACCAACUAGACGUGAGCAGAGUGAUGAUUGAUAAGGAGUUCGAGCUAUCUGUAUCGGAGCUGUUGGAGUUCAUCUUGACUCUCAAGGCUACGUAUGCAAAGGCCAAGCCGACUUACAAAGAGAUCAAGGAAAGAAAAGUGGUGAAGUCCAAGAACAAAAUUGGAAGACUUUUUGGAUCCAAAGAGAUCAUAACGACCACGAAAUAUGUGCCCCAGAACGGAGUGGAUCCUUUGGACAGCCUAUUUGCCACUGAUGGCUCAUUUGCUAGAUGCUACGUGGAUUUGGAUCUGUACAAGAGCCAGAUAACAGGGCAGGUGUGCACGUACAAUCUCAUCUGCUACAACGAAUGGGCCACAUACACUCACAACGGAGAGAAAAUCGUGAAGCAACCUUAUCCAAUCGCUCAGCUUGAAGUGAAGAUGCUCUACGUGCCUCGGAGAGAGAAAUACGAGAUCUUACCAACGAGCAUCAAAUCAGCGUACGAGAGCUUGCAUGACUUGAGGAGCGAGAUGUACAUGGCCCUAGAGGGGUACUUGCAUCAAGAAGGCGGAGAUUGCGAAACGUGGAAGCGCCGGUGGUUCAAGCUCCAGGGCACGUCUUUGAUAGCGCACAGUGAGUAUUCCCACAAAACCAGAGCGAAAAUCAAUUUGGCCAAGGUGGCGGAGGUGAUUUAUGUCAACGAAGAGAACAUUGGGCUUCCAUCGUCCAGCUACAGGAAUUUCAGUGACAUCUUGUUGAUGGGGAACUCGUUCAAAAUCAGGUUCGCGAACGGCGAGACCAUCGACUUCGGCGCGCCCUCAAAGACAGAGAAAGCUCUCUGGAUCAGGACCAUCCAGGAGAUCGUGUACCGCAACAAGUUCCGGCGCCAGCCAUGGGUCAUGUUGAUGCAGGAGAAGAAUGGCGACAGGAGAAAACUGUUGGUGGAGAGUUGA
Messenger RNA from Metschnikowia bicuspidata var. bicuspidata NRRL YB-4993, 4362 nucleotides. RefSeq names its product Int1p (gene INT1). NCBI's taxonomy places the organism in Eukaryota, Fungi, Ascomycota, Pichiomycetes, Serinales, Metschnikowiaceae. The record is from RefSeq and is a predicted model, not a curated record. The transcript has 3 exons. Gene Ontology annotation, molecular function: GTP binding. Gene Ontology annotation, biological process: axial cellular bud site selection; protein localization to bud neck. The annotation marks the transcript as partial. Gene Ontology annotation, cellular component: cellular bud neck contractile ring.